AAUUACAUUCUCUCUCCUUCUUCUAUCUUCCUUUUUACAUCACAACCCUCUUUAGCUGCCGGUUCAACUCACGCGCCACCGCCGCCGAUCAUUCUCUCAAGUUUAAUUGAGUCUUAAUUUUCAGGGUUUCCGAUUUGCCACCCAAUGGGAAAAAACGAUUUCCUAACACCCAAAGCAAUCGCGAACCGAAUCAAAGCCAAAGGUCUCCAGAAGCUUCGAUGGUACUGUCAAAUGUGCCAAAAGCAAUGCCGAGACGAAAACGGAUUCAAAUGCCAUUGCAUGAGCGAAUCUCACCAGCGCCAAAUGCAAAUCUUCGGGCAAAACCCGGACCGGAUCUUAUCCGGAUACUCCGAAGAGUUCGAACAAAACUUCCUCGACCUCAUGAAACGCAGCCACCGGUUCAGUCGCGUCGCCGCCACCGUCGUUUACAAUGAGUUCAUUCAUGAUCGACAUCACGUUCAUAUGAAUUCGACCCAGUGGGCUACUUUAACGGAGUUCGUCAAGUAUUUGGGACGGACUGGGAAGUGUAAGGUCGAAGAAACACCCAAAGGUUGGUUUAUUACUUAUAUUGAUAGAGAUUCAGAGACUAUUUUUAAGGAAAAAAUGAAGAAUAAAAGGAUUAAAUUGGAUAUGGUAGAGGAAGAGAAACAAGAGAAGGAAAUUCAAAAGCAAAUUGAAAAAGCUGAGCAGCUGAAAAUGCCUUUGGAAUCUGAGGAGAAUUCAAAACAGCCUGUCACCAAAGAGCUGAAUUUGGAGAGUGGAGUGAAAAUUGGGUUUACUUUAGGAGGGGGAAAUGUCGCGAAAGGGGAGAGUUCGAAUAAUGCGAGGUUGGUUUUUGAAGAGGAAGAGAAUGAAAACAAGAAGAAGAAUGAGGAGAAAGAGAACAGUGGUAGAAAAAAUGCGUUGGAAGAGUUGAUGAGGGAAGAGGAGAAGAUAAAGGAGAGAAGCAAUAGGAAAGAUUAUUGGCUUGGUGAGGGUAUCAUUGUGAAGGUGAUGAGUAAAGCAUUGGCUCAAAGAGGGUACUAUAAGCAGAAAGGAAUUGUGAGGAAAGUGAUCGAUAGGUAUGUAGGGGAGAUUGAAAUGCUUGACAGUAAGCAUGUGUUGAGAGUUGAUCAGGAAGAGCUUGAGACUGUGAUUCCGCAAAUUGGGGGAGUGGUAAGGAUAGUAAAUGGGGCAUAUCGUGGGUCAAAUGCAAGGUUGUUGGGUGUGGAUACAGAGAAGUUUUGUGCAAAGGUGCAGAUAGAGAAGGGAGUGUAUGAUGGGAGAGUGCUUAAGGCUAUCGAGUAUGAGGAUAUAUGCAAAGUUGCUCAGUAGCUGAAGUGUGCACUCAGAAGUGAAGGGAGCCAUCUUACUUCAAAAUUCAAAUGCAAAUAUAUUGCCUAUAUCAUGUAAAAAGCUGGAAAAUUUCUGCUGUUAAAGAUCAUUCAAAUUGUUAUGGAAUGCCUUUAUGCACUGAUAUGUUUUCGCUGGAGUUGGUUCAAGGGGAACUAAUUUACAUACACAAGAUGGCUUUGCACUAUAAUGUUAUGAAUAUCCACCAUGUUUAUAUUCAGUGUUUUCGAGUCAUAGAGCUUGUUAGAACAUGAAUAUAUCACACAGCAUUCUUUCAUUUUCUAACUCAAACUGAUACGAGCAUAUCUCUUAUGAACUUUAUGAUAGCAGAGUCUUGUUUGAUUCCAAUGUUAUCACUUGUCAUGCUGUUAUUGAGUGUGAUGUAGUGUUUUGGCAGAAAAUUAGUUGAAGAAAACAAAGGAAAAGACAAUGGUGGAUUUCCAUUGCUAUUGUUUUGGACAUUAAUCAUGCAAUCUGUUAUAACAUGUAUUCUUUGUCUAUUCUCCUGUUAUGGAAUGCCAUGUCCACAGCAUCAUCGACUAUGUUGAUUCUAAACUGUUUAUCAUCUAAAACAACAAUGAUCAGCUUAACAGGGGCGGAGACAGCGGUGAGGGGUGGCUCCAUGGU
Durio zibethinus is the source of this 1959-nucleotide messenger RNA. The record is from RefSeq and is a predicted model, not a curated record. NCBI's taxonomy places the organism in Eukaryota, Viridiplantae, Streptophyta, Magnoliopsida, Malvales, Malvaceae.